AUGAAUAGGACGACACCGAAGAAGCGGUCGACGAGAUCGACGCCUAAGAAGGCAUCGAAAGCGACUCCGAAGAAGUCUUCAGCGACUAAUACAACCCCCAAACGGACGCCAAGCAAACGGAAUGCAAAGCCACUGCCGAAGUCACCCAUAUCUGAGUCCAUGAGACAAAUGACAAUCAGUGAGUUCUUCAGACCCCUCGCUUCCCAACCCAUCGUCAAGAAUGAGACAAUUGUGUCGAGUCUGCGGAACAGACAUCUUAGGGUUGAACCGAUGGCGCGAACCAAACCGGAAUCCAUUGAAACAAAUACAAGGACUACGAGAAGAUCUAAGAGAUCUAAAGAGUUGACUAUAAGUCCCAUAUUUGGUGCUCAGAAAAGGCAUUCCCCGGCAAAUGCCACCAAAACAACCAAAAAAGUCAAAAUAAUGGACGAAUCGCUUCCAAACGACUCGCUCUACAAGACGUGCGAUGAACUGAUAGAUAUCACCGCCGAUGACGACACUCAUUACGUGACGGCACAAGAGUUGCAACAAUUAGAUGAAAGUUGUGAACAAAUGUCUAAUUCUGUGGACAAUAAUCUGACAGAAGAUAACAGUAAAGCUUCGCAAAAGUCUAACUCAAAGAAGUGUUCGCAGAAAAAGACUUCAGAGAAGACACAGAUAUUAAACGAACGCAAAGAUAACACAACGACGGGAUGUGAUGGCGAUUCGGACGACGAGUUGAUCCCUGUUUUUAAAAGACUGGAAGUUGUGGACCAAAAGUGCGAGAAUGUCUGCAAAGAGAAUUAUGGCAAAUAUGUGGACAAAGAGAGGCAAAAGAAAAUGAAUUAUAUUUUGAAGAACUUCUCUCGACUUCAAAGAGAUAAGGAAAUGCUUGACAUUCAAGCCGUCGAUGAAAUAGACAAACAGUUUGCAGAAGUGAUGGAAAGUCCGCAAAAAGACAAUCGUUUGGAUGAUUGCGUCAAACCUCCGGAGGAUUUCUAUCAGAUAUUGAGCAGAAUAUCAUCAGAUUUGAGAGCAAUAAGUGAUGAACAAAAUGGUGACGAGAAUAGAGUUCGGAGACAACUGACUAAUAAAGAGUUGAAGACUUUGUCGAAUGCCAUCAAAUUGAUGACCAGAAUAUUGAACAACAGUUCGCUUAAACUAGAGGACAUCGACACCGAAGAAGAACUGAUCCAACUUUUGAUCAUAUUAAGUCGUGUCCAUUGGAAACAACUCAAGAAUGAAGACAUUUAUGUAAUAAUUCAACUCAUUUCACAAUCUAUGGAAUUUCCCAACGAUUUGGUCGUCUAUAAAGAAACAAUAUCACAAAUCCUAAGCACUUUGAGCUGUGAAAUCAACUCAUUUGUCGCAAAGGCAUCUGACUUGGAGUGCAAUGACAUCCACAAAUCACUUAUGAUUUUGAGAACUAUAGUAAAUGUAUCGACAAAACGAUAUUAA
Oppiella nova is the source of this 1437-nucleotide messenger RNA. The record is from the annotation of a GenBank genome assembly. Lineage: Eukaryota; Metazoa; Arthropoda; Arachnida; Sarcoptiformes; Oppiidae.